AUGUACACUUCAUUCCGCUUCUCCUUCACCAAAUGGUUUGCACUGUACUUGUUAUUAUGGAAUAAUUACGAAUAUGCGAACGAGAACAAGUUUGGGAAGACAUGGAAUAACAUAAUCCGCAGGAAAAAUGUGUCGGAUGUACGCGGCAGUCGUUUAUUAAGGGAAAAGGGGAAUACAUAUGUGGACAAUAAUAGCAGCUUUUCCUCAUUAGAAGACAUUAUGUUUGGAAUAAGCAGUGACGAAGAAAGUAACGUUGGAGGGACAACAAAAAUACUGUUAGACAAGGACGGAUUUAUGGAAGAACUCAAUAAUAUAAUGACGGAUGGGGAAUUGAAAAGACCAAUUUCUUCCUUAACCAAAGGUGGCAAACAUAAACCAAAGUCUAAAUUUUUAGCUGAAGGUGAAAAGUACACAUCCACUAAAUGCAAUAGCAGGAGCAAGGACAACUAUUCAGAUUAUUAUAAUUAUGAUGGGGAAGACAAAGAAUGUAAAAACAAAAAAUAUAAAAACAGAAAAUAUGGAAACAAAAAAUAUAAAAACAAAAAAUAUAAAAACAAAAAAUAUGAAGAAAAAGAACAGGCGUAUGGUUGCAAAUAUCGUGACGGUCGAAAACAGCGCCAUGAUAAUGGGGACAAUCGUAAAUAUCGUGAUGAUCGCAGAUAUCCACAGGAGCGGGACAAUCGUAAGCAUGGCCAUGAUGAUAGAAACAAUCGUAAAUAUGGCGAUGAUCGGGAUGGUCAAGGACAUAAAAAAUAUCGUGAUACAUAUGAUAAAUAUGAUAAGUAUGAUAAGUAUAAUGGGGAAGACUAUCGUCAUAAUCAUGAUGACAGUUAUAGAAAACCUUUAAAUUCUAAACGACAUACAUUUCACAAUAAAGGAAAUAAGUCACCAAGCAAAUAUCCUGCCCAAGACGACCUUUUCCCUAAACCAUCGAGUGAUAAAUAUGGAAAUGUGAACAAAGUUGGAAAAACACAUAAUCCAAUGGAUCUACUCGACGAUGCAAAAAAAUUACCCAGUACAUUAAAGAACCAUUUUGAUCAUUCAAAAGGAUACGGUUCAAAAAGUUACUACGGCGAUGAUGAUGAUUAUGGUGAUGACUAUGAUAACGAUAGGGAGGAUGAAAGUAACUUAAUGGCUUUAUCAUCAAAAUACCCUAAUGAGCAUGAAGGGUCCUCUAGUGGAAAAGGAAUUCAUACAACUGAUGAAAUUCGUUCUUAUAUGGACGAAAAACGACAGGAAAAUAAAAUUCCCGUUAGUCCUAGUGCAGGUUUCUGCAGAAACACCGCGGUGUGUAAAAUGUUUAGAAAGUCAGAUUCUAAGGUUAAAUUAAAAAAGUCACGAGACAUGAAAAAUAAGGCACCAGACGGAAAAAUGGAAAACAAACCCAGACCAUUCUUCAGUAAAUUGUUAUAUACUAUAAGAAAAAAUAAAAAGUUCCUGUGCCUCGCAUUGAUCCUUUCAAUUCCUUAUCCAUUAGUUUUGUACCUUUUGAAUUUAUUCGCUUAUGGCAUGUAUAUUUAUCUUACAGAAUGCAUAGAAGUAUUUUUCAUAUUAGCUGUUGCAUUCCAAAUAAUAACAGGACUCGUCUUUUCGAAGGCUGCUAUUUCAAUUAUACGGCCUAAAGGAAAAGAAAAUACAUGUCAAAUAAAAUGUGGAAAUACAAAACUUCCUCAAAAAAAAACCACAAAUACAGAAGAUUUGAGAAAUCAGUAG
This is a messenger RNA of Plasmodium coatneyi, 1713 nucleotides long. RefSeq lists its product as uncharacterized. The record is from RefSeq and is a predicted model, not a curated record. Bases 1 to 1713 code for a protein of 570 amino acids. Lineage: Eukaryota; Apicomplexa; Aconoidasida; Haemosporida; Plasmodiidae. The transcript has 2 exons.